ACAAAUGACCAUUAGCUGUAAAGAGAAGCGAUGAAAAGAGAGAAGGUUCUGUUUUGUUACAUUUAGUUGGAAACAGCCGUCCUCCGGAAGAAAAAGUAGCAAGUAUUCUCUCCCUUCUCCUUUCACUCUUUUGCCUCACCGGGCAACCUCGGCCAUCCAUGAGUGCCAGCAACUCUUCUGCCUACCGAUCGGAGCGGAGUUUCCAUCAGACCUCGUCCUCAUCUUCCUCCAGCAACCCAUACAUGGAGAAGAGUCACGGGAUGUUUUCCGAGGACUUUGGCCCCUUCAUUAGGCCUGGGGGCAACACCUUGGGCUUUUCCAGUGGAAGCGGGAAGAUCAAAGCUCUCGGGGAUUCAUACCAGUUCACAGUAGACGUUCGAGACUUCUCCCCUGAAGACGUCAUCGUCACCACGUCCAACAACCAAAUCGAAGUCCGUGCCGAAAAGUUGGCCCAGGAUGGUUCUGUGAUGAACACGUUCACCCACAAAUGUCAGCUACCCGAGGACGUGGACCCCACUUCAGUGACGUCAUCACUGGCUGCAGAGGGGACUCUAACGGUCCGGGCGCGGCGACACCCAGCCAAACACGAGCACGCACAGACCUUCCGCACUGAAAUUAAGAUUUAAACAAUUAUCAACAUAGACACGCUCUAUUAAUAAAUGCUUUUCAUGUAUUAAAAUACUGUAUUAUCUGUUGUUGUCUGAAUAAAACUCUCUUACUCUUU
Molecule: messenger RNA, 724 nt
Organism: Syngnathoides biaculeatus (alligator pipefish)
Lineage: Eukaryota; Metazoa; Chordata; Actinopteri; Syngnathiformes; Syngnathidae
Gene: hspb7
Product: heat shock protein family, member 7 (cardiovascular)
Exons: 3
Coding region: 159-626 (155 amino acids)
Biological process (GO): heart development
Cellular component (GO): cytoplasm; nucleus
Source: RefSeq, a predicted model, not a curated record